CAUGUAUCUACUUCCGGAUAUCAAGCAAAAUCUCUUGGUGCGGUUUUGUUGAUUUUGUUGCGUUUAUUCUGCCAAUAUGGCGCAACCCGGGGGUCAGGGACUAGUUCGGCUGAGGAGACACAAUACUGGCAUACCAUGGGGGUUUCGAAUGCAUGGAGGACGAGAGUAUGGCCACGUCUUGUACGUUCAACAGGUGUCUCCAAAUGGAUUAGGUCACAAAGCCGGACUGAGACCCGGGGAUGCCAUCCUGCAAAUAGGCCGAUGUCCUGCUCAAAAUAUGUCCCACCAAGAGGCCAAAAUGGAGAUCAUUCGGGCAGGCAACGAAGUGGACUUUAUAGUUGAGAGGGGAGUGGUUAACGUCCCACAACAAGGCCAGGAUGCUCCAGACUCUGCCCAGCCCCGGACUGCUGUCGAGGAACGAUCACAGUUCCGUCCAGAGCCUGCACCAAGUGAGCCUCAAUCACAGUCUAGAUCUUUCAAACUAUUACAAUUGUCGUUGACGACGGCAGAACCACAGGAGAUGAUCCAACCCGACCCAGCCCUGCUUGAUCGUCAGAAGUGGAUUAUGGGAGACUUUGAGGAGGCUCAGCCGAAGCAUUACACACAGGUUGAAGAGGACGCUCUACCUGGUAGGGCAAAGCAGUUGGCAAACAGUGUUGAUGGUCCCCAACCAAUGCAACCAGUAACUUCUCAACAGUUUGUUGCUCCGAAAAAAUUUCAGUCUCCGACCUUGGCUCUGAUUAAUUAUCAGAACACACAUGCUAAGGUUGACGCAAUUUCAGAGCCUUUUCAGUCGCCUACACUUGAUGCUAUCAAUGCUGCUGCUCAUGAUGAAUCUUAUAAGCCACGUAGCCCCCGAGUGAGGCAAGCACAGGGACAUCCCCUGGCCUCCCCACCAAGUCCCCAAGCUGAGUAUCAUCCAGCUCCUCAGCCCCAGUAUCAACCACUACCCCAGUAUCACGCUUCUCCUGAGCCCCAAACCCAAGUAGCUCACGCUAAGACCUACCAACCAGAUGUUCUCUCUGAAAGUGGCAAACCUACCCCACGAGUGAAGAGCGUUAUUACCCCCGUUAGUCCAGUUAUAGCCCCUACUAGUCCCGUUAGUCCAACUAUAGCCCAAGUGAGCUCUUCUACGACUCAGCAACAAGCUACACUACCAGAGCAAGGGGGACCAAUGAGAGUAGUUUUAAAGCCACAUGAAACUGUUGUAGUAGGAUCAUCUGCGAAGCGUCAUGACCCCAAAGAUGCAUACAAGCAACUAGUUAAACCUCUCCAUGUACAACAGGCUGCAUCUGUGCAAGAACAACAAGCUCCUAAAGAAACUGUAAAUGUGGAACAAUCAAAACCUGAGCCCAAGGAAGUUCAUGAUGAGGCAGAAGGUAGGCGUCAAAGGGCAAGUGAAGAAGAAAAGAGGAAAAGGAGAGAAAAGAGGGAAAGAAAACGUUUCCGUCAGAGAGAACCAGAAGAGCCAGCAGUUGAACUGGCACAGCCUCCCAAAGGCCGUGUCCCUGAAGCCGAAACUGUUCCAAAGACUGCUGACCCUGUCCCCGUAGCUCCAGCUUCGGCUGAAGCUGUAGACGAAGCUAGUAUUCAACCAACAACAUUACCAAAUAAAAAGCAGCCACCGAGGCGAGAAGUACCACCGGAGGCACUAGAAAUAGAUGAUAUUCCAGAUGGGGCAUUGGUGUCUAAAUCAAAGCCUUCAGAAGCGCCAGUAGAAAUAGCAGUUGAAGAAGUUGUCCAACCAAUAGUUUUACCAGAUAAAAAGCACCCCCCUAGAGCCGAAGUACCUCCAGAGGCAUUAGCUGAUGAGGAAAUAGUGGAGAGAGAACCUGAAAAACAAAAACCGCCGAUUAGAAAAGAAUCAGAUCCAAAAGUUACAGAUACCAAUCUUAAAGCUGGUCAAAUCAAGGAGGACAACAAACCUGAAGAAUCAGAAUCGAAAACUAUAAACGAGGCACCAAAACCUGAAUCUCCCAAACAAGAACCAAAGUCUACACCUCCUGAAGAGGAAGUUAUAUCGUCACCCCCCAAAGAAGAGCCAAAACCGGAACCUCCUAGAGAAGAGCCCAAACCAGCACUUCCCAAAGAAGAACCAAAACAGGAACCUUCUAAACAAGAACCGAAAUCCGCACCUCCUAAAGAAGAACCGAAACCGGAACCUCCUAAAGAAGAGCCAAAACCUGCACCUCCUAAAGAGGAAUCAAAACCGGAAUCUCCUAAAGAAGAACCAAAACCGGAACCUCCUAAAGAAGAGCCCAAACCUGCACCUCCUAAAGAAGAAUCAAAACCGGAACCUCCUAAAGAAGAACCCAAACCUGCACCUCCUAAAGAAGAAUCAAAACCGGAACCUCCUAAAGAAGAAAUAAAACCGGAACCUCCUAAAGAAGAACCCAAACCUGCACCUCCUCAAGAAAAAUCAGAACCGGAACCUCCUAAAGAAGAACCGAAACUCACACCUCCAAAAGAAGAACCAAAACCGGAACCUCCUAAACAAGAACCGAAAACUGCACCUCCAAAAGAAGAACCAAAACCAGAACCUAAAGAAGAGCCAAAACCGGAACCUCCUAAAGAAGAAUCGAAACCUGAACCUCCUAAAGAAGAGUCCAAACCCGCAACUCCAAAAGAAGAACCAAAACCGACACCACCUAAGGAAGAGCCUAAACCCGCUCCUCCAAAAGAAGAAUCAAAAUCGGAACGUCCUAAAGAAGAGCCAAAAUCAGCACCUCCUAAAGAACAGUCAGGACCAGCACCUCCCAAAGAGGAACCAAAAUCGGCAUCUGAAACUAAAAAGGAAGAAAAUAAAGAGGAUGUUCAAAAAAAGAACGUCACUAAGGAUAAAAAAGAAAAUGACACUAAAUCUAAACCAGAAACAAAGAAAAUUGAAAACAAGGGAAAACCUCCUCCCAAAAAGUUUGGAGGUGGUGGACUUUCAGAUAUGAUGAACAGGUUUGAAAAGGGGGGAUCAUCCAAUUCUAAAAAGGGACCUGCUCCUAAACGAUCAUUAUAUUCCUAG
This is a messenger RNA of Owenia fusiformis, 3016 nucleotides long. NCBI's taxonomy places the organism in Eukaryota, Metazoa, Annelida, Polychaeta, Sabellida, Oweniidae. The record is from the annotation of a GenBank genome assembly.